UAAACCCGCCUACUCACACGAGCUUGCCCGGAGUACUGAGAGGCUACUGCAGCCACAGCAAGGGACAGUAACCCACCAGAACUGUCUUUGACUGUGGACCUCUCUUUACAUUAUGCUUGUUCACCAGAGAUUACCUGAGAGAUUCCAGACAAAACGCAAAUCACUGAUGCCAAAUCUGCCACUCAAAAGUCGGAGGUAAACAAAUUGGAUGAAGUAGAUUCGCAGUUUGAAGGUUGGAAUACAACUACUUAAAACCUGUGACUGAGGUUGAAGGAAUACUCAAAUUAAUUUAAGGGCUGCUUUCUAAGUAAAGCGGACAAUCAUGCAUCUUGUGUUCUGGGUACUGGGAUUUGUAACAUUACUCCAGAACUUCUUGGAUAAUCAUAAUUCUGUAGCAACAGCGGCAACAGUGAACCCCCAUAUACAUGAACGACAAGCAAAAUUGCUUGAGCAGCAGGGUGUUUUCGAUAUAGUGAUUCCCACAAGAGUGAAUGAAGUUGGUGAAGCAUUCCCCUCUAGCAUGCACUUCAAAAGGAAAAAGCGAAGCAUUGAUAAUGCUGGCAGUGGCGCUGACCUCUGGCCCGCUUCACAAAUUCACUACAGAAUUUUGGCUUUUGGGCAGAAUUUUCACCUGAACCUCACCACAGAUUCGGAAUUUAUUGCUCCGCUUUAUACUGUCACGCAACUUGGAGUACCUCGCAGCAAUAACCAAACUGAUCUUUCCAAUGAAGAGGAGGACACUGAUUUUAAGCACUGUUUUUACACUGGACAUGUCAAUGCAAAGCCAGAACACACUGCCGUUAUUAGCCUCUGCUCAGGUUUGUUUGGCACUUUCAGGUCUCCAGAAGGGGAGUUUUUUGUAGAACCUCUCCAAAAUCACAAAGGCAAAGACUAUGAAGAAGAACACAACAAGCCUCAUGUCGUCUACAGAAAAGAUACACCCAACAAAGACUCAACCUGUGACACUUCAGAACACAAACAUAGACACCGAAGAAAUAACAGAACAUUGAAGAAAGGGCACCCAAGUAGUAUAUUUUCCGAUUUGGAAACUUUAAGAACUGGUAUUGCUGCAAAUCACCUUUCUACCACAUCGAAGCAACCAAAUGGGAAUGACAGUAGUCAAUAUGGACCACACAGGAGAGCAAAGCGUUUUUUAUCAUACCCACGUUUUGUUGAAGUCAUGGUGGUUGCAGACAGCAAAAUGGUGGAGCAUCAUCGGAAUAACCUGCAGCACUACAUCUUAACAUUGAUGUCUGUUGUGGCAUCUAUUUAUAAGGAUCCCAGCAUUGGAAAUCUAAUUAAUAUUGUUAUUGUGAAGUUAGUUAUAAUAAAUAAUGAACAGGAAGGUCCUGCAAUAUCAUUUAAUGCCCAGACCACCUUAAAGAACUUCUGCAUAUGGCAACAAACUCAGAAUCACCUUGAAGAGACUCAUCAUGCCCAUCAUGAUACAGCUGUAUUAAUUACAAGACAAGAUAUUUGCAGAGCCCGUGACAAAUGUGAUACAUUAGGUUUGGCUGAGUUGGGUACAGUCUGUGAUCCAUAUAGAAGUUGUUCCAUCAGUGAAGAUAAUGGAUUAAGCACAGCUUUUACAGUAGCGCAUGAACUUGGUCAUGUGUUUAACAUGCCUCACGAUGAUAGCAACAGAUGCAAAGAAGAAGGGGUGAAAAACCAGCAACAUGUAAUGGCACCAACAUUAAACUAUUACACCAAUCCAUGGAUGUGGUCAAAAUGCAGCAGAAAAUACAUUACCGAGUUUCUCGAUACAGGGUAUGGAGAAUGCUUGCUUGAUGAGCCUGUAUCUAAACCAUACGCUCUGCCUCAACAACUUCCGGGUCGCAUUUAUAGUGUUAAUAAACAAUGUGAACUUAUUUUUGGACCCGGAACUCAGGUGUGCCCGUAUAUGACACAAUGUAGGCGACUUUGGUGCUCAAGCCCAGAAGGAGCUCAGAAGGGAUGCCGUACUCAACACAUGCCUUGGGCUGAUGGAACCGAAUGUGCACCUGGGAAACAUUGCAAGCAUGGCCUGUGUAUUGCUAGGGAGAAUGAAGCUACAGCAGUUGAUGGAGCAUGGGGAAUCUGGAGUCCUUUUGGAACGUGCUCCAGGACCUGUGGGGGUGGCAUCAAAAUUGCAGUGAGAGAGUGCAACAGACCUGUACCGAAAAAUGGUGGAAAGUACUGCCUCGGUCGAAGGAUGAAGUUUCGAUCUUGCAACUCUGACCCUUGUUCCAAGUUAAAGAAAGACUUCAGAGAGGAGCAGUGCGAAGCAUUCGAUGGAAAGCAUUUCAACAUUAAUGGUCUACCUCCAAAUGUGCGCUGGGUUCCCAAGUACAGCGGACUUUUAAUGAAAGACCGCUGCAAACUCUUUUGCAGAGUUGCUGGGAGCACAGCCUAUUAUCAGCUCAGGGACAGAGUUAUUGACGGUACUCCAUGUGGACCAGAUACUAAUGAUAUCUGCGUACAGGGUCUUUGUCGGCAAGCUGGAUGCGACCAUGUGCUAAACUCAAAAGCAAGAAGAGAUAAAUGUGGUGUGUGCGGUGGUGAUAAUUCUUCUUGUAAAACAGUGUCAGGCACAUUUAAUACAGUUAAUUACGGAUAUAACAUUGUUGUACGUAUUCCAAGUGGUGCUACCAAUGUUGAUGUGCGCCAGCACAGCUACUCAGGAAAACCGGAAGAUGACAACUACCUUGCUUUUUCCAACAGCCGUGGAGAAUUUCUUCUAAACGGAGAGUUUGUUGUUAGCAUGUUUAAAAGGGAAGUUAAAGUAGGAAACACUGUAAUAGAAUACAGCGGUUCCGACCACGAAAUAGAACAAAUCAACUGCACUGAUCGCAUUGACGAAGAAAUUACAGUUCAGGUUUUAUCAGUGGGAAAUUUAUACAACCCUGAUGUACGAUACUCGUUCAAUAUUCCCAUUGAGGACAAACCACAGAAGUUCUUCUGGGAUCCAUAUGGUCCUUGGCAAGAGUGCAGCAAGCAUUGCCAAGGUGAACGCAAAAGAAGACCUCUUUGUAGCAGAGAGUCUGAUCGUGUUGUAGUUUCUGAUCAAAGAUGUUUAGGAUCUCUCCGCCCCACUCUGGUAACUGAGCCUUGUAACACAGAAUGUGAAAUCAGGUGGCACAUAGAAAGGAAAAGCGAGUGUACAGCUCAGUGUGGACCUGGUUAUAGGACUCGAGAAAUCUACUGUGCAAAGCACAGCCAGUCAGAAGAGAAAACAGAAAAGAUAGAUGACCGAUACUGUAGCAAUCAACGCAAGCCAGAUGAAACGGAAGCAUGCCAGGGGGAAUGUAACAUAGGAGUCUGGCGAUAUUCUUCUUGGACAGAAUGCUCCAAAAGCUGUGGUGGGGGUACCAGAAGAAGGGGUGCCGUGUGUGUUAGUUCUCUGGGGUCAGUCCUUGAUGAAAGCAAGUGCAGUCAGCAGGAUAACCUUGUCACCCAGAAGUGCAAUGAAUUUGUGUGCCCACAGUGGAAAACAGGUGACUGGUCAGAAUGUCUUGUGACCUGUGGGAAAGGGCACAAACAUCGGCAGACCUGGUGUCAGUUUGGAGAGGACAGGUUAGAUGACCAAUUGUGCGACUCUUCAUCUAAACCAGUAUCCAUGCAAACCUGUCAACAACAGGAGUGCGCAGCAUGGCAGGUUGGACCGUGGGGGCAGUGCACAACCACAUGUGGCCAGGGCUACCAAAUGAGAGCAGUUAAAUGUGUUGUAGGAUCAUAUGGGUCUGUCAUGGAUGACACUGAAUGCAAUGCAGCUACAAGACCAACAGAUACACAGGACUGUGAAAUGACUGUGUGUCCCGCUGCACAACCAGCUGUUCCAGAAUCAAAACCACCAUCACAUGGGGGCCACAGAACUCAGUGGAGAUACGGAUCCUGGACCCCAUGCACUACCACAUGUGGAAAAGGCACCAGACUGCGAUAUGUCAGCUGCAGAGACAAUCUAGGUGGAGUAGCUGAGGAGUCUGCUUGUUCCCAUCUUCCCAGGCCCCCUGCCAGAGAGGCAUGCUCUGUUUCAUCUUGUGGACAGUGGAAGACACUUGAAUGGACUUUGUGCUCUGUAAGCUGUGGUCAGGGGAAGAUGACAAGGCAAGUGGUCUGUGUGAAUUUCAGUGAUCAGGUUGUUGACGUGAGUGAGUGCGACCCAGACGAUCGUCCAGCAUCCAAACAGGAAUGCGCCCUGUCUCAGUGUCCCUCUCAAUCUGACCAGGGGAGAUUACCCACUCAUCGACCCCCGGGCCGUGCAUUUCCCCCAGGAGCCCACCAAUGGAGAAUAGGACCUUGGGGAGCAUGUUCCAGUACUUGUGCCGGUGGAUUCCAGCGGCGUGCUGUUGUGUGUCAAGAUGAAAAUGGCUAUGCGGCGAGUUACUGUGAUGACAGGACCAAGCCAGUGGAGCAGCGAUCUUGUGAAUCUGGUCCCUGCCCUCAGUGGGUCUAUGGUAACUGGGGAGAGUGUACACAGUCAUGUGGUGGCGGAGUCAAGACCAGACUGGUUGUGUGUCAACGGCCCAAUGGAGAGCGAUUUAAUGAUCUGAGCUGUGAAAUUCUUGACAAACCUCCAGAUCGGGAGCAGUGCACGUCUCAGGCUUGUCCUCCAGAUGCAGGCUGGAACACCAGUCCUUGGAGUUCGUGUUCAGUUUCUUGUGGGAAAGGACACAAGCACCGCACUGUUUCCUGCAUGACCAAAGAAGGCAAACGAAUGGAAGAUGACGGUUGUAAACAUCUUCCCAAACCGAAUGUACAAAGAAAAUGCAGAGGGGGAAGGUGUCCGAAAUGGAAAACGGGAAACUGGGGACAGUGCUCUUUAACGUGUGGGAGAGGUACGCAGCAGCGAGAGGUAUCCUGUCAGAUUGGAAACCAAAAGACUUCAGCAGGAGAGACUGAGUGCACCCAGUCGGCCAGACCCCCAUCCAUCCAGCCUUGUCAGGCAAUGGAGUGUCUUGCGGUUUACAGCUGGAAAGCAGAGGAAUGGCAAGAAUGCUCUAAAACAUGUGGCUCUGGAACCAGAUAUCGCAAGGUGGUCUGCCAUGAUCACGGUAAGAAAGAAGUGAAUGAGAUGUACUGCAAUACCAACAAGAGACCUGCUGCCAUAGACAGCUGCAAUACACACCCGUGUGACUUUAUCUGGAUUACAGGCGCGUGGUCGGAGUGUUCGGUCAGUUGUGGCCAAGGAUACCAGAGAAGACUUGUUUCUUGCAGUGAAGUUUACAGUACUAAGGACCAAUAUGAAUAUGGGUAUCAGGCCAUGUCUAAUUGCCCUGGUAUUCCACCAACCAGCGUUCAAGCCUGUAACCCUGGGGAGUGCCCUGCACCUGAAUCCUGGAGAGUAGGAAACUGGGGGCUUUGCUCAGCAACCUGUGGAGAAGGUGUGAUGCAGAGGACAGUCCAGUGUUUAACAGCCGAUGAUCAAACCAGCAAUCGCUGUCAGUUAAGCACUCGACCAGAGGAAAUCAGAGUGUGUCAAAACCUUGACUGUGAAUUACCCAAGAGCUGCAGCGAUAUACAAAGACUAAAAGGUUUUCUUGAAGAUGGUGAACACUUGCUGAAUAUUCAAGGAAAAGCUGUGAAGAUUUAUUGUGCUGGAAUGCAGACAGAAAGUCCAAGGGAGUAUGUAACGCUUGUGAUUGGUGAAAAUUUCUCUGAAGUAUUUGGCUUUAGACUCAACAAUCCCACUGAGUGCCCCUACAAUGGUAGCAGGAGGGAGGACUGUAACUGCAGAAGAGACUACACUGCAGCCGGAUUCUCCUCCUUCAGCAAAGUAAGGAUGGACCUCCACAAAAUGCAAAUAAUAACCACAGACUGGCAGUUUGCACAUACCAGGGAAGGUCACCAUGUUCCUUUUGCAACAGCUGGAGACUGCUACAGCGCUGCCAGGUGUCCUCAGGGUCGUUUCAGUAUCAACCUGUCUGGCACAGGGCUUCAGGUGGCUGAAGAAACUCAAUGGAUUUCUCAAGGGAAUUACGCAGUGGCUGAUAUACACAAAUCAGCGGAUGGCAGCAGAGUGACAGGGAAAUGUGGAGGAUACUGUGGGAAAUGCACUCCCUUUUCUGGAACAGGCUUCCGUGUUGUAGCAAAAGGAGCUUUUUAAGUUCUGAUCUUCGGGAGGUGCUGAGGCAAAAUGAAGAUAAAAAUAUAUAUUACCUCUGAUGCCUGCACUGUGUACA
Molecule: messenger RNA, 6158 nt
Organism: Polyodon spathula (Mississippi paddlefish)
Lineage: Eukaryota; Metazoa; Chordata; Actinopteri; Acipenseriformes; Polyodontidae
Product: A disintegrin and metalloproteinase with thrombospondin motifs 9-like
Exons: 40
Coding region: 323-6082 (1919 amino acids)
Biological process (GO): extracellular matrix organization; proteolysis
Cellular component (GO): extracellular matrix
Molecular function (GO): zinc ion binding; metalloendopeptidase activity
Source: RefSeq, a predicted model, not a curated record